Molecule: messenger RNA, 1025 nt
Organism: Medicago truncatula (barrel medic)
Lineage: Eukaryota; Viridiplantae; Streptophyta; Magnoliopsida; Fabales; Fabaceae
Exons: 2
Coding region: 303-740 (145 amino acids)
Source: RefSeq, a predicted model, not a curated record
UCACUCAAAUGUUUGUGAUCCAUUGGAACAAUGAAUCUACUAUAUAUUUUGACUUCCUAUAGUUUAUAAACAUAUAUUUAAUAAUUGAUAGAAAUCUAGCAGAGGCACAUGAUGUGGGCCAAAUUCAUAGUCGAUAAGGAACAUAACAUUAAACAAAGAAAUAAGUUGAAGAUGUACUAUUGAGAGUGAAAAAUAGAUCUGGGAAUAUAUGGAGAAAUGAGCUAGCCCAUUGAAAUGAAUCAUAUGUUGUAUAUACAAAAUCCUAUUUUAUUUAAUAAUAAUAUUACAUUUUGAAUCAUAACAUGUUUUUUACUGCUAUCUAUUCUUCACAGAAUGAUGAGAUGCCUAAUGGGUGGCCAUUGGGUCUUGGUUUUCUGAAUAUGAGACUAAGAGUUGUGGAAUCACUACCAGCUGCUCCAGUAGAGCCAUACUCAUUGUCACUGCAUAUUCCUUCUACUAGUUUUUCCUCACUCUCCUCUUCCAACCUUGAUACUGAGUCAACAGCAUCAUUCUUUAAAGAUAACAGUGUAUCCCUUGGGCAUCUAAUUGGCAUAAGAGCAGGUGAAAAGAGACGUUUAUACUUCCCAAAAACAUUAAGAUUUGAAGAAAGAGACAAGAAACCAUUACAAAAUGGUAGUACUUGUUCUGAUGAUACCUCAAAAUGUGGCAUUUGCAUACCCUCACUUUUUGAUCCCUUGCUAAUAAAGAUUAGCAAAAGCAAGAAAAAUUCAAGGAACUAGUAGCAUAUGAUAUGAAUAUGAAUAUGAUGGUGUGUGACAUAUCAAAUAUACCCUGCAAUUCGGUGAUCUGUUUCUCCUACUCAAAAUUAACAAAAUAAUUUUUCUGUUGUUUCAGCCAAUUUUUCAUUUUAUUUGCAGAAGUUUGUUUUAACUUCGUUUUAUUUCAGAUUAUGGGAGUUUAACAAAGCCGACAUUGACAUAUGUGUAAUUCUAUAAACAAUAUUUACUUAUAUUCCAAAAAAUAUACUUAUGUGUUAAAUUUAAAGUUGUUUGAUGAAAUGUGAA